Scomber japonicus (chub mackerel) is the source of this 5616-nucleotide messenger RNA. It is a transcript of the gene ddx3xa, whose product is annotated as DEAD-box helicase 3 X-linked a. Gene Ontology annotation, molecular function: RNA binding; ATP binding; RNA helicase activity. The record is from RefSeq and is a predicted model, not a curated record. The transcript has 20 exons. NCBI's taxonomy places the organism in Eukaryota, Metazoa, Chordata, Actinopteri, Scombriformes, Scombridae. The coding region runs from base 281 to 2494 and encodes 737 amino acids. Gene Ontology annotation, cellular component: P granule; nucleus. Gene Ontology annotation, biological process: cell differentiation; gamete generation.
CAAGCCUGCCGGGAGGGGGUUUCUGUUCACAGCGCCGCAUCAAUCCUUUCAUCUGGAAACUUGAACAGAAUUUAUAUUUAUAAUAAAUAUCACUGUUUUAUUUAUUUUAAGUAAACGUAAUUAUCUAGCUAACUUCACAGGUAACCGUUGGCUCAAGGUCGUAAUUUGUACAGAAAACAGAAAAAGCUGAGUUAACAUUAUAGUUAGAUUAGCUCCGGGUCGUGCUAACAAAGAAAAUCCUUUCUCUUCAGAAAUAAUCCCCCACUACUCUCUUUUAGUUAUGAGUCAUGUGGUCGUUGAUAAUCCACACGGUCUAGAUCAGCAGCUUGCUGCCCUAGACUUGAAUUCUGCUGACGGACAAGGCGGAGGAACUGGCAGACGUUACAUUCCACCUCACUUGAGGAACAAAGAUGCUUCCAAAAAUGGAAAUGCUUAUUCCGCUGGUAGACAGUGCGGUUAUUCAGUGGCACCAGUAAAUCUCUACUCAUCUGGAUGGGAUGGUGGACGCAGCAAUGGAUUUGUGAAUGGUUACCAUGACAACCGCACCAACGGGGGCUUCGGAGGGCGUGGACCCCCUCGCAAUGAUAGAGGUGGGCGAGGCGCCUACCGUGGUAACAGGGGUGGAGGCUCGUUUAAUCAACCAUUACAAAAUGCAGGGUUUAAUAAUUAUGACAACAAAGAGGGCGGCUGGGGAGGACCUCCAAGGGAUGCUGGCUUCAACAGCUUUGGGGGACGCUCCGAUAGAUCCAAGUCUACCUUCUUUAAUGAACGUGGGUCAGGCUCAAGGGGAAGGUAUGAGCGUGGCGGCUUUUCUGGAGGCGGAAACAGCCGCUGGACGGAGGAGUCCAGAGAGGAAGACUGGUCCAAGCCUACAGCUCCCAAUGAGCGCCUGGAACAUGAGCUGUUCUCUGCGAGCAACACUGGCAUAAACUUUGAGAAAUAUGAUGAUAUUCCCGUGGAGGCCACUGGAAGCAACUGCCCGCCCCACAUUGAAAGUUUCCACGAUGUGGACAUGGGAGAGAUUGUCAUGGGUAACAUCACCCUGAGUCGCUACACUCGUCCCACUCCAGUCCAGAAACAUGCUAUCCCCAUCAUCAAGACCAAGAGAGACCUGAUGGCCUGUGCCCAGACUGGCUCUGGGAAGACUGCCGCCUUCUUGUUGCCAGUGCUGAGUCAGAUCUACAGUGACGGGCCUGGAGAUGCUAUGCAGGCAAUGAAGAACAAUGGACAGGACAAUGGAAGAUAUGGACGUCGUAAGCAGUACCCACUCUCCCUUGUCCUGGCUCCCACCAGAGAGCUGGCUCUGCAGAUCUAUGAUGAGGCGAGGAAGUUUGCGUACCGCUCACGUGUGCGUCCCUGCGUGGUGUAUGGCGGUGCUGAUAUAGGUCAGCAGAUCAGAGAAUUGGAGCGGGGCUGUCACCUGCUGGUUGCCACACCUGGUCGCCUGGUGGACAUGAUGGAGAGGGGCAAGAUUGGUCUGGACUACUGCAACUACUUGGUCCUGGACGAGGCUGACCGCAUGUUGGACAUGGGUUUUGAGCCACAGAUCAGACGCAUUGUGGAGCAAGAUACAAUGCCACCAAAAGGCAUCCGUCAGACCAUGAUGUUCAGCGCCACCUUCCCCAAAGAGAUCCAGAUCCUUGCUCGGGACUUCCUGGAGGACUAUAUUUUCCUGGCUGUUGGUCGUGUAGGUUCCACCUCAGAAAACAUUACCCAGAAGGUGGUUUGGGUAGAGGAGGGUGACAAGAGGUCCUUCCUCCUUGACCUGCUCAAUGCCACAGUUAUUCCCAGUGAGGUUCAGGAAAAUGUGACAGAGGCCCCAGAGAAGCCUGGCAAGGAUUCGUUGACUCUGGUGUUUGUGGAAACCAAGAAAGGAGCCGACGCUCUGGAAGACUUCCUUUACCACGAGGGUUACGCCUGCACCAGCAUCCAUGGAGAUAGAUCCCAGAGAGACAGAGAGGAAGCUCUGCAUCAGUUCCGCUCUGGGCGCUCCCCCAUCUUGGUGGCUACAGCUGUGGCUGCUCGAGGUCUGGACAUCAGCAAUGUGAAGCACGUUAUUAACUUUGAUUUGCCCAGUGACAUUGAAGAAUACGUUCACCGUAUUGGCCGUACGGGACGUGUGGGCAACCUUGGUCUGGCCACGUCGUUCUUUAACGACAAAAACAGCAACAUAACCAAAGAUUUGCUGGACAUUCUGGUGGAGGCCAAGCAGGAGGUUCCCUCCUGGCUUGAGAGCCUGGCCUACGAGCACCAGCACAAGAGCAGUAACCGUGGACGCUCUAAGAGGUUCUCUGGUGGUUUUGGAGCUAGAGAUUACCGUCAGACACCUGGAGGCGCUGGAAACUUCAGCAGCAGCCGUGGAGGACGCAGCACUGGAGGCCAUGGAGGAAACCGUGGCUUUGGUGGAGGUGGCUUUGGUGGCAACUUCUACGGUAAUGAUGGCUACGGAGGAAAUUACAGCCACUCUGGUAGUGUGGAUUGGUGGGGCAACUAGUCGCCAUAGGAGUAGGUUGCCAUGCCAACCUGACUCAAUGGAAACCACAUGUUAACUUAAGCCAGACCAUAACAACCCUCCCUGUGUAGCUUCACUGACACACAGUACAUUACCAACCCUGGUUCUCUGCCAUUCGCUUCUCUCAAAAUGAAGUGCAGCACGACGCAAAGGAAAGUCACCAGCACGUGCAAUGCACCGGAGACCGCAGAGAUUUGCACACCUCAGAGUGAGCAUGGAUGCUGACAUGCAUUGUCCGACAGCAACCUCGGACUUUCAUUGUUAGAAGUAUUUUUGUUCUUUUUGUGGAAAAAACCCCCAAUUGAAUAACCUGAGGAUCAUUUGUAUGUUAAUGUACUGUGCCUUUUGAAUUUAAACAGGAAAUCUGUGUUUUCAUUUCACCAGACGGACAUGGCCAAGAGCUCUAAAUUUGUUUUUACUAUUAUUUUGUUUGGUGAAAAAUAUUAGAAAGGUUAAAAAAAAAAAAAAUUAAAAGAAAAAAAAAAAAAAGCUUAGACUUAAUCAAACCUUGGCAAACACUGGGGCGUUGUGGCUCUCAAGAGUCAUGAUUCCAUUUGAACUUCAAAUUUAUUGCAGAAACAUCAUGUAGCCUUUUCUACAAACAGCUAAUGGAGCCAUUACUAUGUCGAAUACAAACUGGGCCACUCUGUGAAGCAACCGUAUUUUAAUCCUAAGGGACAAAGUUACAUUGGUUUGUUCUUUUUUGCUCACUCUAUCCUGGACAGGCUCCUUUUUAUGGAUAUGGUAGUCUUUGAAAUAGCCAUUCCUAUUGUAAUCUUAAGAAACACAGACGUCAUUAAGCUCAGUGCCAACGAUCGCUGAGGUUUAAACAAGAAUAAUCAAUGCUGGAACUUGUUACUCCACAUUUUUUCAAUUGACUUGACAGUGUUAUGGCAGCUAGUAUGUUACCAAGUGCUAGCUACAUAAAGUGGGCGGUGUUUUUUGUUUGUUUUUACUUGAGACAUUUUUGGUGCAGGUGUGUGCAAAAUUGAAAAACUCAGUCGGUUUUUUGAUUUCUUUGAUUUCUUUUUUUUCCGUUUUUUUUUUUUUUUUGUGGGGCGGGCGGGGGGAUUGUUUCUCUACAAAUGUGUAUCAAAAACAAAAAAUGCCUGCCAUCUUGAAAGUGAAGUUCAAAGUGGCUGCAUAAAGGACCACAGCAUCGGGAGGGCGUGGCGUGGUGUUAGUGUUUACCGAAUCGACCGACCGCUGCGAGGCCCACAUGGUAUUCUACGCUUGCAAGUGUUUUGUUUUUUGGUCAAGGAGAAAGGACGAAGUGAACUGAGUCGCAGGCUUAACUUAAUUACAAAACGUUUUCUCUUUUCAAGCUGCGUUGGAGGCAUGGUUCAUCUUUAAGAGACAGGCAGGAGAAUGAUCACUGAGGUUUAUCAAUUCAACAGGAACAGAGGCGGAGGGGGGGGGGUUUGAGCAGCACUCCGAGCACCGGGGUUAGGGAAUCUGGGGGUAGGCGUGGGGGGGGCGCAGUUUUCAGUGCACCGCCAUUUGUCAGUGGCUUUGGUUUCCAUUGCUGCAUAGAGUAAAUGUGGAGACGGCCAAAGACGAGGGAGUGUCCACUUCCUCCUGGAACAUUAAAGUACUGUCAGGUCCUCUGGGAGUUCAUCUGCUCUGUCAUGUAUAAAAAAAAAAAAAAAGAAUCUGUGGCUUUGUAAAGUCAGAGCAGGCUUUUCCUCUCAAAGAGGAGCAGCCAUCGAGAGGAGGAGAGACGGGGCGUUUCACCUCAAAAAAUGCUCCGGUUUUCUCAACGGGUGUGUUGUGCCUUGAAAACCUUUUUUUUUUUUUUUUUAAGAAAUUGAACUAAAAGCGGAUGCACUGACAGUGUUGAGAACUUGAGAUUGAAUGGUGCUACUUGAUUUAGGUGUGUAGACCCUUGUACGUCGUGCCCAUCAAGUUUUACAAAAGUUAUUUUAUUGCACAUCUAGAGUUUUAUAUAGAUGUCUUGGAUGAUAUGUGUCCUUAAGCUUCCAAAUAUUGUGUGUGAGGAGAUUGUGAAAAACGCAGCUUGUUUACAAAGGGGAAGGGUUCUCAACGUUUAAACCAGGAUUUAUUUGGGACCAGGGGAUUUAGCAGUCGGGGGAAUUUAGCCAUUUGCACAGAUUUCUAGAUUCUACUUUUGCUGCUAGUUUUGUGUAAUUUAUUAAGCAUUUUUGACAAAUAUUUAUUUUUGUAAGCCUCAAAGUGAUUCUUUGAAAGUUUCAGAAACUUGACCAAAAGACAGUACAAAAAACACUGGCACUUGAAUGUUGAAUGUCACCUGUAUGCGUGAAAUUUAUAUAUUUCGGGGUAGUGUGAGCUUUUUAAUGUUUAAGAUACAUUGGACUCAGUAAAUAUCCACAGCUGUUUCAGGGCCUCCUCGGGGCCGGUCAUCUCUACUAGAUUAAACCAAUUGGUCAACAAAAUUUGAAAUGGAAUUGAACAAACAUGCCAAGGUUUGGAAUGAAGCUGUCAAAAGAGCAAAUAAAUUUCCUAAGCAUAUCAGUGCAGAAGUGUUCGGAUUCUCCAAUUGUGUGCAUUAUUGAUUCUUUACUCUAAUUUGACCUGAUAAUUAUUUUUCUCCAGUGAAUGUCUGGCACAUGGCAAUCCUUAAAGAAACAAACAUGUGGUUUAUUCUAAUUGUUGUAUUUGCAUAUAUUAUAACUCUGGAGUUCUCCUUGAAUGUGGAGCACGUCUGCUGCAUUGAUUUCUGAGGCAGCUGCCGGCGCUGUUCAGGAUGAACGGCAGGGUUCUGCAUGUCGAUGCGGGCAGGACCCGAGACUUGUUCCACGUCCACUAGAGAACCCUGGAGCUCUUUAGAUGUAGACUUUGCUUUCUGUAUUAGCUUCUAGGCUACUGCACUGCAUGGGAAAUACUCAGCUGUGCAAUUGUAUGAUUUUACCAAAAUAAAAUGUUUUGAAUGCAAAAAUGAUCUGGAAAAGUCCAGCAUGUUUCCUGAAAAUGUGUUUACUGUAGUUGUUGAUAAGAGAACCUGUAGCAAGCGGCCUGUUGCCUUGUGUGGAUACAAGGCCAUGCGGGCGGCAAAAUUCAAAUUGGUAUAGAUUGGAUGGGCUUAAUUUCUUUUGAAGACGAUAUAUAAAGAUUUCAUUUGUAAA